AGUGUGCCCUCACGGAAAAUGACAUAGUAUUGACAAAUGAGGAAGUGAUUCUUAUGUUGUUUUUUCUAUGCUAAGCUAGUCGCAACUCUUCGUGGGAGCUACAAUUGAAAUACGAUGCGACUUUGUUUGAACAAUAAAGAGCUGGAUAAUUCUACCAACCAGGCUUAGGCCUGGUCACACUACGUUCCACCUGUCUAGUCUUCCUCUUGGCCCCCCUCCCAGAAACAGUAAAUAGUUCACAACAUGUCUUCAGGCCCACCUCAGUCGCCCACAGUGGCUAAGACAGAGGUGACUGUUGAAGGAGAAUGCCCUAUCCUCGCUGUCACCUUUGCCUACUGGGACAACAUCCUGGGCCCGCAGGUGUGCCACAUCUGGGCUCCCAGGUGCGAGCAACCGCUGUUGCUGAGCGAUGGCGAGGUCACCUUCCUGGCCAAUCACACGCUGAACGGGGAGAUUCUGCGCAGCGCAGAGUGUGGCGCGGUGGACGUCAAGUUCUUCGUCCUAGCCGAGAAGGGUGUCAUCAUCAUUUCGCUCAUCUUCGAUGGCGAGCUGAAGGGUGACAAGAACACGUGUGCCCUGUCCAUCAUCCUGCCUCAGACAGAGCUGGCCUUCUAUCUGCCCUUGCACACGGUCUGUGUGGAGAGGCUCAAACACAUAAUCCGGAAGGGACGCAUCUGGAUGCAGAAGGGCUACAACAUCAUUUCUAUGCUGACAUCAGAGAUUGUCCCCAUCAUGGAGCUGCUGUCUUCCAUGAAGACACACAGUGUCCCAGAGGACAUAGACAUCAAGGACACCAUCCUAAAUGACGAUGACAUCGGAGACAGCUGCCAUGAAGAUUUCCUGCACAAGGCAAUCAGUUCUCAUCUCCAAACCUGUGGCUGCUCCAUGGUGGUCGGAAGCAACCCAGACAAAGUCAACAAGAUAGUGCGCACGCUGUGCCUCUUCCUCACCCCUGCUGAGAGGAAGUGCUCUCGGAUCUGUAAGGCUGACUCUACUUUCAAGUACGACACAGGACUUUUUGUACAAGGCCUCCUCAAGGACUCCAUGAGCAGCUUUGUCUUCUACCAGGUGCUGUACUCGCCCUACCCGACCACGCACAUCGACGUGGACAUCAACACGGUGAAGCAGAUGCCGCCCUGCCACGAGCACACGUACAUGCAGCGUCGCUACAUGCACUCAGAGCUCAGUGCGCUUUGGAAGGCGGCCAGCGAAGAGGACAUCGCCCCCAACACCGGCAUCCACACUGACCAGUUCUUCACCCCUGACCAAAAUAUAUUUCAGGACGUUAUGCAUAAAGACACCCUGGUAAAGUCAUUUAUAGAUGAGGUGUUCAUGCUGAAGCCAGGUCUCAAUCUGCGAAGUACUUACUUGGCCCAGUUCUUGCUGAUCCUUCACAGGAAGGCGCUCACACUACUCAAAUACAUCGAAGAUGAGACGCAAAAGGGAAAGAAGCCUUUCCGCUCCUUGCGCAGCUUGAAGACAGACCUCGACCUGAUGGUGGAAGGCGACCUGAAUAUCGUCAUGGCAUUGGCUGAGAAGCAGAGGGCUGGACUGCACUCCUUUGUAUUUGGGAAGCAAUUCUACACCAGUGUACAGGAGCGAGAUGUGCUCAUGAGCUUUUGACUCUUUUACUCUCAUCGUCAUGACAUAUGUUUUUAUCAGCUCUUAAGAAAUGGGUAAGAAAUGUACAUAUGACUUGUCCAAAAGCUGCCUUUACUAGGGUGACAUUUUCUGUCCACUAAAGACUGUUGAGGUGUUAAAAUGUGCAAAAAAAUACAGUAUGAUGAUCAGAAUUUUGAAAUUUCA
Coregonus clupeaformis (lake whitefish) is the source of this 1806-nucleotide messenger RNA. RefSeq names its product guanine nucleotide exchange C9orf72-like. Lineage: Eukaryota; Metazoa; Chordata; Actinopteri; Salmoniformes; Salmonidae. Gene Ontology annotation, cellular component: endosome; autophagosome. Gene Ontology annotation, molecular function: guanyl-nucleotide exchange factor activity. The record is from RefSeq and is a predicted model, not a curated record. The transcript has 10 exons. Bases 244 to 1623 code for a protein of 459 amino acids. Gene Ontology annotation, biological process: autophagy; endocytosis.